Molecule: messenger RNA, 1511 nt
Organism: Melanaphis sacchari
Lineage: Eukaryota; Metazoa; Arthropoda; Insecta; Hemiptera; Aphididae
Product: JNK1/MAPK8-associated membrane protein
Exons: 7
Coding region: 460-1467 (335 amino acids)
Biological process (GO): response to unfolded protein
Cellular component (GO): membrane
Molecular function (GO): ubiquitin protein ligase binding
Source: RefSeq, a predicted model, not a curated record
UUAUUAUUAUAAAUUAUAAUAAAAUAUUUGUGUUUUAUAAUACAAGUCAAGUCACGAGUUACGAAUUAACUCAAAAUAAUUAUUCAGUUAAGAUUUAAAUAAAGACAGAUUGAAUUAAUCGAAUAUUAUCCGAAAUCGCCAUCGAAUUAUUUUGAUGUCAAAGAUGAAUGUUGUUAGUGUUUAUAUUAUUUAAUUUACAGUGUAUUUUUUACAUAAUAUAUCGCUUCGAAUUUCUUGGAUACUAUUGUUUUUAAAAACAUUAAAUAGUGUUGUUCUGAACGGUUUUAUUUUGUGACUCAGCAUACAGUUUAAUGGUCGAUGUCAUUUUUGGAUGAACGAUGGACUGUGUUGAUAUACAGGUGAAUAAUUAGUACUACAGGUUGACACAACUAAUAAAUUUAGAUCGGGUUAAUGUAUAACAAAAUCAUAUAAAAUCUGUGCCAACUCUAAUUUACUGUAAUGGGAGAUUAUUACCAACAUUUUCUAAAUAAUCAUAAUAAUAUUGACCACAUACUCGAACUGAGAUGUCCAGGUUACUAUUGCGGUCGACGAGAUUUGGGCAAUGGACGUACGAGCGAUUGUGGCUCAUGUCCAUCUGGUACAAAAGUAAAUUCAUUUCAUAUUUGUCAACCAUGCACAGAUUCACCAUCGCCAUAUGAUUAUAUGUAUCUCCUAUUCAUGGCAACUGUGCCUUUAUUAUUCCAUGCUGUGUACAUAGAUCUGUCUUUGUCAUCAAUAUUGUGGGCUUUCAAAGGAAAAAAUGGAAAUUCUCAGAAAAAAACCAAAACAAAAAUUGUCUUAAAUAUAUCUGCAAUAUUGGAAAUAUUUAUUGCAGCGGCUUUAGCAGUUCUAGUUGUUGAUCCUGUUGGACAACUAAAGAUUCAAUCAUGUCGUACACAAUGGCUAUCUGAUUGGUAUACAGUUUUGUAUAAUCCAACCCCAGAUUACCGUGAAUCAUUAAGAUGCACUCAAGAAGCUGUGUAUCCAUUAUAUUCGAUGAUUUUUAUUUUUUAUUUAGCUUGUAUAAUUGUUUUGCUCACAAUACGACCUUUGCUCUCUGCUUAUUUCAGUCUUAACAGAGGGGCCUAUUUAAAAACUAUAUAUGCUGGACUAUAUUUUUUUCCUAUAGCAGCUUUAAUUCAUGCGUUCCUAGGAGGUAUUGUUUAUGUUACUUUUCCUUAUAUUGUUAUUGUUGUUUCUGUGAUAUCUAGUGCAAUUCAUUUUGCUACGGAAAUAAAUCAGUCUGCAAAGCAUUUAAUCGUGAAUACUGUAUGUGUGCCAAGAAACAUACUGAUUGUAGCUGUACAUUGGGUCAGUCAUGGAUUUGGUAUUGUUGCCAUAACUCAAUUGGAAAAUCCACCACUUGACUAUGCUUUAUUGUUACUCAUUCCUUUACCAACUCUUUUCUAUAUAGCAACUACACGCAUAAGUGAACCAUCAAAAAUAAUUGUGUUGUAUUGUAAUUAGUGAGUUAUUUGUUUCAAAUUUAAAAAAAAAAAAAAAAUUAACAA